UACAUUUGGUCUUCUCCUCCUACUUAUACGAGUGGUUAGAUUCACACUAACCAAACGAUAAAUUUUAUUCACAAAGCUUCCAUUGCGAAAUAGGUUUCUGACAAGGAGCGGUUAUAUCCGCAAUGAAUGUUUAACAUAGAGCGAAAAAAAACCGACCGUUAAUUUUUUUUUUAAAACGCAGGCGAGCCAAGGAACUAAAGCCAAGAUGACAGUCGCAGAGAGAUAUUGAAUAUCCAUCCAGCCUUUUGGGCGAUUGAAUAUCCUUGCCAGUUUCACUACAUAGGCUAAAACAGCAAGUGUCAAAGAUGAUGUCCGCAGACAUUCCUCCCAAUCAAACGAUUUACGUCAACAACCUCAAUGAGAAGGUUAAAAAAGAAGAGCUCAAGAAAUCCCUUUAUGCGGCCUUCUCUCAAUUUGGAAGGAUAGUCGAUAUUGUUGCUCUAAAGACUAUGAAGCUGAGGGGUCAAGCAUUCAUUGUUUUUGAUGAAGUUACAGCUGCCAGCAAUGCACUUCGACAAAUGCAGGGCUUCCCAUUCUAUGAUAAACCAAUGAGGAUACAGUAUGGAAAGUCAAAAUCAGAUACUAUAGCAAAGGCAGAAGGUACAUUUGUACCGAGGGAAAAGAGGAAAAAACAGGAAGAAAAAGCUGAGAGGAAGCGGAAAGACCAUGAAUCUCAACAUACUGGGAAUGGACCUGCAUCUGGUUAUGGGGCAACUCCUGCUUCUCAUUCACAGUUUCAACAAGGCAAACCUAGUUCACAUGAGGCGCCUGCCCCACCUAACAAUAUUCUAUUCAUCCAGAAUCUGCCAUAUGAGACAACCACUAUGAUGCUACAGAUGUUGUUCCAGCAGUACCCUGGUUUCAAGGAAGUCCGUAUGAUUGAGGCAAAACCUGGCAUUGCCUUUGUGGAGUAUGGAGAUGAAAUGCAAUCUUCUGUAGCAAUGCAAUCUCUUCAAGGCUUUAAAAUCACUCCCCAAAACCCAAUGCUUAUCAGUUAUGCCAAGAAGUAGUUCUUUCAUAAAUAACCAGAAAUCCUGAACAGAUUAUUUUAACUGUCACAGAAAAUUGAAAAUCCCAUAAUGUUAGACUGUCCCAUCUAGUCUUUGAAAAGGGUGUGCAAUUUUUCAUACAGCUAUCUUGAAAACAGGUGGCACACCCUGCAUUGAAAAUAGGCAGAUGCAGAUAUGUGAAUCUGUUCAUAGAUGGAUUUAACUUCUCCCUAUAUCUGUUUUUAGAAUGGUUAUUUUGUAAAGAAUGAUGACCAUAUGAGCUGGUUGAGUAAAAUUGUCCUAUAGCGUUGGCAAUUUUUGUUUUGUUUUAGGUGUCCUGUUUUGAUGUUAGUACAACAUGCCAGAAAUAAGAAGGUAAAAUGAUUUGAGAACAAA
Molecule: messenger RNA, 1385 nt
Organism: Cryptomeria japonica (Japanese cedar)
Lineage: Eukaryota; Viridiplantae; Streptophyta; Pinopsida; Cupressales; Cupressaceae
Product: U2 small nuclear ribonucleoprotein B''
Exons: 5
Coding region: 306-1010 (234 amino acids)
Biological process (GO): mRNA splicing, via spliceosome
Cellular component (GO): U1 snRNP
Molecular function (GO): U1 snRNA binding
Source: RefSeq, a predicted model, not a curated record